GUCCUGGAGGGUUUCCAGAAAAUAAAAAAGAAGAAAAACAGAUCCUUUGUCCUACAGUCUGACUGAAAGCACAAAUAAACAAGAGAAAUGUGUCACUUAGCAACCAAUAUUUACAAUAAUGUGAAGAGAAUCAAUAAUAAUUACCUCUUAAUUAAAGAAGCAGCUCGACCUACAGCUUCAUACAAUCUAAUUAUUCCUUAUUUUUCUUUUUUUUUUUAACUUAAAGAGAUUUCUACGACCCUUUAAAUCAUCCCUUCCUCCUUCCUGAUCCUGUCAGCGUUAUUUCUAUGUUGAUUUUACACGUUUUACCAAAAAUGCUGUGUCUAAAAUGUUUGUAUCUUUGAAAAUUGUUGCAAAUUUUUGUGUCUUAAGCUCAAACUUUGCUCUGAUAAAAGUGCAAACAGCUUUAAAAUGUCAAAUUCUGCACAGUGACGUCAGAAGAAGUCACAAAAAACACAGUGUUAGAGGAGUUAAUGGGGAUUUUUAACCAUUUCUGAGUUGGCCUUUUCACAUUUUUGCUAAAUAUGACCAAAGAAAAGUUUCUCCUGCUUGGAAAAGACACAAAAAAUUACAAAAUUAUGAUGAAUUUCACUAUUUCUAUGUUGAUUUGAACAAUUUUACUAAAAAUGCGCUUUGGAUUUGUUAAAUCUUUGUGAAAAAUGACGUAUCUGUGUGUCUUAAGCUCAAACUUUGCUCUGAUAAAAGUGCAAACGGCUUUAAAAUGUCAAAUUCUGGACAAUGAAGUCAGAAGAAAUAAGAAAAAUCAGUGUGUUAGAGGAGUUAAUGGUGAUUUUUAACCAUUUCUGUGGUCAAAAUGUUAAAAAAAAAGGUUGCUUCUGCUUGGGAAAGACCAAAAAUGACAAAAUGAUGAUGAGUUUCACCUGUUUCUAUGUUGUUUUUUAUGUUUUACUACUAAUGCUGUGUCUACAAUGUUCACAUCCUUGGAAAUUGUCUCAAAUCUUUGCGUUCUGAGCUCAAUCUUUGCCCUGAUAAAAGUGGAAACAGCUUUAGAGUGUCAAAUUCUGCACAGCGAAGAAGAAAAAACACAUUUUUGAAUGUGUAUUAGACACAACUCUGAGCUUGAAUCUGUAUAAAAAAGGCGAGGAAUGGUUUUGAUCAGCUGAUUUAUGGCUGGAAGGCUCCGCACUGUGUUUUGUGAGGGCUGCUCGGGGCGACAGACGAGGUGAUAAUGAACCAGGAGGAGCCCGAGCAGACUUUACAUCAGAUCUGUGUGAAUGUCUCGGUGCUCUGCUGUGUUUUCAUUCUUCUGCCGGCUCGGCUGGUCUCAUGGAGCGCGGCAGAAAACGCCUCGUUUCUCUACAUGUGUCCGUCUGAACGAGGAAUGUGAUCAGAUGAGGUGAAGGAAAACAUGCGGAUGCAAUCACUCCUCUGGAUUCUGCACCUCGUCAAUCUGACCAAAGCUCAGGACGGCGUGAAUAUUCUGCAGCACAGACGCCUCUCCUCGGUGAGCAGCGAGUGUCGGUCCGGCUGUGCCACCUGCUCACCGCUCAACGGCUGCCUCACCUGUAAGAGUCGCUUCUUCUUCCACCUGGAGCUGGACGGGAUCCGUCAGAGAGGAACCUGCCUGGCUUCCUGUCCCAGAGGCCACUACGGCCGACGCUCACCCGGCAUCAGCACCUGCACCAGGUGUAAAGCCGACUGUGCUUCCUGCUUCAGCCAACAUUUCUGCACGAGCUGCCACCCGGGUCACUUCCUGUUCCGAGGCAGAUGUGAGAGCAGCUGUCCAGAGGGUCUGACGGAGAACGCAGCGCUGCGAGAAUGUACAGAAUGUCCUGCUGGCUGUGAAGUGUGCACGAGGAGGAACGUGUGCACGAGAUGUCGAGAAGAUUUAUACUUUCUCCAUGAUCAGUGUCGCCUCACCUGUCCGAGAGGCUUCGAGGCCGACGUACAGCUGAUGCAGUGUAUGCCACAAAAUCACUGUGAGGUCGGGGAGUGGAGCCGUUGGGGUUCUUGUAUUCGCAAACGGAGGAUGCGACGACUCAGGGGGGGAGAACAAACACGAACCAGACGAAUCCUGAAUUCAUCGAGUGUCCACGGAGAUCCCUGUCCUCAUGUGUCAGAGAUCAGGAAGUGUGUCAUCAAAAAGAGACGAAGCAGAAGGUUGUAGUGAUAUCUGUUCACGUUUUCAGCUCCUUAUUGCACAUUCUGCUGUGUCUCGUAAUUUAAAAACUGUUUUAAACUGUAAAAAUGUGUUCAUCUGAAAAACAAAAGAAGCUCAUUUUCAGAUCGAGUCCAACAGAAAUGAGUGAACUGAAUGGAUACAGAUGAUAAUAGUUAAUAAAACUAAUGUGUUCCAACAAAUUCA
Messenger RNA from Acanthochromis polyacanthus (spiny chromis), 2326 nucleotides. Its product is annotated as R-spondin-3-like. The record is from RefSeq and is a predicted model, not a curated record. The transcript has 5 exons. NCBI's taxonomy places the organism in Eukaryota, Metazoa, Chordata, Actinopteri, Pomacentridae. The coding region runs from base 1370 to 2128 and encodes 252 amino acids.